AUGAUUAGCACAUGGGGGGUCUUGUUACAAAGAAGGAAAGGCACGCACUUCCACAAUCCAACACGCACUUCCACAAUUCAACGGCAUCCAAAACAACAGGAACACAAGACAAGUGAGUUCUCUUUAAAAGUAUCUUGAGAUGUUUGCUCUUGCUUUUGUCCUCUGGAAUCUUUCCAAAUUCCUGUUAACAGACCAUUCAGAAUCAGCGGUGCAUUUGCUCAGAGCCUGAUCUUGAUAAGGGAUGCUAUCAUUCUUGUGUGAAUACCAAUUCGAUUUAACGCUCUCGAAGCAGAAUGUUAUCAGAACCAGACCUGGCUUUUGCACCAGGAACGACACAUGGGGCAUACCUGUGACAACUGUGACUUGGGUUCAGAGCACCUCACAGGGUCACAAACACAAAUUCUUCAGCAAGAAGGUAUUAACAAAAUCCUGCAAUAUUCAGCGGUAUGUUACCCCAGUUUUAUUGUUGGAAUCUUUACAUUCAACCUUUAAGGUAGGUCAGUAUUAUCAUCUCCACAUUCAGAAAAGCCAACAAGCCUUUUAAAUGGAGAUCCCAGUAUGCAUCUGUACAGGAUACAAAAUUGUUUUUUAUAUAUGAAAUUGUUUCAAAUUGUUUUUCUAUAUGGAGUUGCUUUUACCUAUGGAAUUGUCUUUUAAUUGUUUUUUCUUGCUGAUUUUUUUCCAGUGUGAUUGCUUUGGCAUGUUUUACAGGAUAAAUAAGCAGAUAAAUAAAAUAUUGUGGAUGAGAGACUGACAGAUUUGCCUCUGUUGAGUUCAUGGCACAGCAACCAGGAACUCCUAGAUUUAUAGCUCAGUCAUUAUGCUGCACUGGCUCUUAAGACAAAUUAGCAGAACCAGGCACAGUACAAAAUUAUUUGAAUGUAUGUCCCCGGCUUAGGGACGUGGGUGGCGCUGUGGGUUAAACCACAGAGCCUAGGACUUGCCGAUCAGAAGGUCAGCGGUUCGAAUCCCCACGACGGAGUGAGCUCCCGUUGAUCGGUCCCUGCUCCUGCCAACCUAGCAGUUCGAAAGCACAUCAAAGUGCAAGUAGAUAAAUAGGUACCACUCUGGCGGCAAGGUAAACGGCGUUUCCGUGCGCUGCUCUGGUUCACCAGCAGCGGCUUAGUCAUGCUGGCCACAUGACCCGGAAGCUGUACACCGGCUCCCUCGGCCAAUAAAGCAAGAUGAGCACCGCAACGACUGGAUCUAAUGGUCAGGGGUCCCUUUACCUUUAUGUCCCCGGCUUACGAAUUUAGCCCCCCCCUUGCUCGCUCACUCUUUAGCUCCCUCCCUCCCCACCUCAGGUAGGUUCAGAGCUCCAAUUGCAAGCUCUUUCCAACAACCCAUAUAAUAUAAUGCAUUUAAAGCAUCCUUAUACCACUUUAACACUCAUUGCUUCUAUUAAAGAAUCAUGGGAACCAGAGUUUGUUAAGGGUGCUGAGAGUCAUUCAGAGAGCUCUUAAAGAGAUACAGUUCCAAGCACCUAACAAACUACAGUUCCCAGUACUCAUUGGCGGAAACCAUGACUGUUAAAGUGGCAUAAGAGUGAUUCAAAUGAAGCUGUGGGUGUGACCCACAUCUCUGAUUAAUUUCUUUCGCACCUGGAAGGGUUUUUUUAGCCAAGCAGCCCAGUAGCAUCUCUUUCAUAACCAUUCACAAGUGUCACAAUCCAGUCCAGACAUUUCCUGCUAAUUUCCUUAUCUAUGAUUGUCUCACCUCCUUUUGAAUAAAGGUGAAUUCAGGUGCUACUACAACUUACUACAUAAAUUGUAUGGUUCCUAUUAAUUUUAUAUGUUGAUUUUAUAGUUAUCACUUGUCUAUCUGCCAUUUUGAAGGCUCCACUUUGUGGAACAGGGAAGCCAAAUAUAAAUAUUGCAAUCAAUUGAUAAACAUGCAUGUAAAAGAAGGAAGGGCAAGACUCAAUGGCUACCAAAAGCAUGAAAAGCUUAGAGAAAAUGAGCUUGGUGGACAUGAGACAUCACUAAUGAAAACAUCAGCAGUUUCUAAGUAUUUGAAACAUACAGAAAACCUUUACAAGCUAUCAUUGAGAUGUAUAUCACACAUUAUCCCAAGAACAGUAAUGAAAAUGGAAAGUGAAUCCAUUUCAUUCAGAGAUUGUGUGAAAUGUGCAGAACUUAAACCAAGUCUGCACAGGAUUAGGAGUAUCCAAAUGAAAAGUGAAGAUUAAUAGUAAGGUGCUUCAAACAGAUUAGACGAAUGAGCUAUUCAACCAAGAAAACUCAAUUAAUGAAAUGCAAUAGACCUGGCCUAAAUGGCACAGUGUUAGUAAUGUUAGUAAGGAUAUCCUCUUGAUUUCCCACACAGACCAUUUGCCUUGUCUUCUUCUUCCUAAACUUACCACACUCCAAUUUCUUGCUUCAGCUGCCUACCUGCCCCUAAUCCCUACUCUCUUUGCUCCUUGCAAAAAGAAGAAGAAUAGAAAAUAGCAAAAACAUGCACAAUACAGAACUUAGAUUUGAGUGGGCAUACCCACAAACUUCCCAAAAGACAUGAACCCAUUUGGAUUAUCAAACUACCUGUGGAAGUUUGGUCAUCUGUACCAUCCUGCCAAUGGAAAGGAGUAUUUUUGCCACAUAUCUGAUAUGGACGUGUGGUAAAAUGACUGCCUGAAUAGGCUUCGAGUUUGGGUCUGUUGGUGCUGUGUUAUUCUUCCAAACUGCCACUGUUCCUCUCGGCGAAGAAGCUUGUGUCUGUUUCAAAGCUAAAUAUGCUGUUUUAUGACACAUCUCAUAAAGAGAUCUCCAGUUGAGAUACUGGAAAGCUGACAGCCUGUUGUUUAACCAUUCCCUAUACAACUCCAGACAUUCUUAUUCAGUUUUAAUCAGUGAUGUUAAAACGACCAUGUCCCAUGAGGUCUGUUCACUAAACAGCGUCUGUGUCUCUGGCUCCACGAAAAGCCCUGAUGCCAUUUUGUUUUCCUGAUGUUUUAUUCAUUCAUAAUGAGCCUAAUACGCACAUUAUGAUUCUUGGAGUCAUAGAUGUUCUCGCACGAAAUGGAAAUAAAAAAAUGCCUCUUUUAGAAGGUCUCCUUCCUACAUUUAAGAGAUCCCUGGGGAAUUAUGUUUACUCACACAAGACCCUGAAUGAAAAUAAAAUUUAAACCAAUUUGUGUACAACAAAACAACUAAUUACUGAAAAUUACAGGCUGGGGAAAUAGGUGGUGACUUGUUAUUGCAGAAUAAACACAUUCAAUGCUACUUCAGCUCCUUUGGCCCCUGUUCAGACCAUUUGCUCAGAAAGAAAAAUUACAGGACUUGGGUACAUGGGGAAAGUGAACAAUUUCACAUCUCUCCCCUCUCACUGAAGCAAAUGGAAACUUAGCAUUUGAUUGCCGUAGGUUCCAUUCUGGCCCAAGGCCCUCACAGCCAGCCUAUCUCAGACUCUUGAAGAGCUUGGCAGGUUGUACAUUUUCUGUGCUUUGUGUGUCCGAUUAAAAUUUCCCUUUCCCUUGAGUUAAAAUGAGAAUACCCCUAAACAUUUUUUUUAGAAUAAAGCACUGCUCUUGGGGGGAUGGGGUUGUAUUUCAUCCACAUGUCCCCUACAUUGGAAUUAGAAAACAUUUAAAAACGUGCUGAUUGCUUAAGCCUUUUGUAGUCAAAAUCAAACCACUUUUUUUUAAAAAAAUAAACAAUAAAGAACUCCUAUUCCCCAGUCCUCUCUCGACUAUACUUACCUAAAUCCCUCCCCUAAUCAAAGAUUGUGCUGAUCAAGAGGUAGAAACUAAAAUAAGAUGCCAGAGUAAUCAUGGAGGGGGUAGGCAGCUGCUGCAGCAAUUCUCAUAAAAAGAAAGUUUGUCGAGACAUCCUGGAACCAUUCUGACACUGCUAAUUGGUUAGUCUUCCAAGAGGAAGGCAAUCAACUUUUUAAAAACAAAAAACAAAAAAAAAUCAAUCCGUUUUAAUAGCUGGCAAGAUCCUUGUUAAUAAACUUUAGUAGAACACAGUGGCUGCGCUUUAUCUCAAAAACUAUAGCCCGCCAUGAAAAAGGCAUUUUUUUUGUGUCUCUUGUAUCCAUGUGAAAAAGAAAAUGUUUUAUCUGGCAUCCUCAGUGACAACCUAACAGGAACAUAUUGCCUUGGCAUGCCAUUGUUCCCAGGCUCCUCCUUUCCCUUCUCUCCAGCCAGCAGGAACCUCAUGUGAUCAAAGAGCGCAAUCCUUCUCCUGGAAGUCUAAGUUAGGAGCAGGACUGAGCAGCUGCCAAGAAAGUCAUGUCUGGCCUUCCAAAAACCCUGCCAGGCUGGGGGAAGGGAGGGUUCCCCAUCCCCUGCUUCCCUUUUUCUUUUUAACAAAUAAAAAGCUUUCCACACAUCUACAUCUUUCCUAGUGGUAUUUAGUUUGCAUGUUUCAAGCGUAGGCUUUAGCACCUCUCAAUAAUGCACAAUGCACCAUGACUUUUAUACACACCCAGAUUCCAGGAGUCUGGAGUAAGUUGUUCUGAAGAUGAGAAGGGAAGGGCUGGGGCAGAGGGCUGUGUGUGAGGAUAUCUAAGCCAAAUCAUGCGAACAAGAGGGAUUUUUGCUGUUUAUGUGGCAACCAAAAUCUCAAAUGAAAAACAAGGGACAGAGAAUAUUAGCUAUAUGAGGAAGCAUCUGUAAAUGAAGCAAGGCUGGCGAAGCACCCAUUGCAUCUGGCCAUUUAAUUCCAUACUGCUCGGUAUGGAAUUCUUAAUCUCAAAGAAACUUAACCCUUGUGAGGUGAAGCCGCUGAAGGCUGGUUCUUGAAAGCCUCAUACAGCUGGCUCAGUUCUCAAACGAAAGGAACUUAUGCCUCAGUGGCUGCCAACCUCCAGCUCUGAGGUUACCCAAGGGCCUGAACUUGCUCCAGCCACUAAUUUGUUCACAUGAUCCAGUGAUUUGAGAGCAAUGAGAAAAAUCAAAAGGCUGUUCAUCUUGGGACCAAGUUAGUGUUAAAACACAUUCAUUUUAAAUCCUCAGGGUUUCUCAUUUUUGUAACCUGGAGUUCAUACCUCUAUAGGGAAACAUGGGCUUUUUAUGCAUGUGUACAAGUGUUGCUGGUUGACUGUCACAUCAAGCGAUGGUUCUGUUUGUGCAAAUGAGUCACUGCAGCUGGACUGCUACAGCCGGAACAUUCGUAUUACACACUACCAAUGCAAACACGAUGCUUUUCAACAGGGCCACGCAUUCUGCUGAGAAACCUUUCAUAAAAAGCCAUUGAACAAUGGGGAAACAAAUGAGAUACACAGACAUGUUUCUAAGGCAAUGAAUUAGCCUCAAGGUGGGCCCUUGACCCAUAAUGUAAUCAGGGCAAGGAAAAAUGUAUAGAGGUGAAAGCAGGAUUGCAAAGAAAAGGUCCUGCCCCCAGUUCAGUAUAAAGGCCUGCAUGGAGCCCAUGUAGAUCCCAUUCUGUGCAUGUAGGGCUUUCUCUGUGCAAUCAGGAACCCAGGAAAAGCAAGUUUCACAAAGACAUAAAGUUCCUGCUAAUGUACAUUCCAGCAAACAACUGCCUUUCCCAAUGUGUUGUUUUAUUUGGACCAGGCUCCUCUGAAUCACAGAGUUUCCAUACACUCCCCCUUCCUUUGUAUGGAGGGACUGAAGCCCAUUACAACUGCUAACCAGCAGCAUUUUUUUCUCUGUUUUGUUCCAGCAAACAAAGCAGUACAACUCCAGCUCCUUAACUGUGUUUCUCUCCCCCAAACAUUGCACUUUACACAAAGGAAGGGAAGGGCUAUUGUUUUGCUUGUUAUUUUAGCACUGCUCCAAGAGCGACGGAUUCCCCUGCUGCUUUGUCCCCAUUUCCCCUCACGUUCUGUGUGCCCCACAGGAUGUCACACACGAUUCACCUACUUGAAAGUUUGAAGUGGAGUCUCCGUCUUAUUCACAACAAGCCUCUUGCUGCCCUGCCAGAUUUGCUAAUUGUUGCCAGUAUAUUAUAUUAAGGGGGGAAAGAAAUGAAAACUUCUUUAUGGAUGUGACUAAAUUUUCCAUAGUCAAAUCUCAAUUACACAGGUCAAACAGAAUUGUCUUCUGAAAAUAUUAAUUAGAUGAAGGUGAUGAAGAUGCUUUCAAGCAAUCAAAACAAUUCACUUUGUAACUGUAAUCCUCACCAGGCUUGAAAGGAAGGGAAGGGAAUGGUUAAAAUCUGGCCCUUCAAAUGUUGCUGAACUGAACUCCAGCUCCCAUCAGCCUCAGACAGAAUGUCCCAAUGUUCAGCAACAUUUGGAGGGACACAGACACGAUAAAUUGAUAUUACUGUCCUUUCUAUUGCAGAUGGAGGCAGCAUAUCUGAAGCUGCAACAAAGUGGUUUGCCCUGAGGCCACCUACUGAAUUCACAGCAGAGGCAAGAUUCAAACCAGAGACUUCCUUAUUUGUAGCCCAGUAUCUUAGCAGACAAGCCACACCAGCUUUCAUUGAUUGUAUGCUGCUGUUGUAAAGCAAUAUUUACUAACACGAAAAAAGUGAAGUGGUACGGACUACCUGGCCAAAAAAGCCAUCCAAUUUUUUACAGAGACAAAACGCUUUGCACCUCUGAAUUUUCUUGCCUGCCGCCUCUAUUGGGUCCUGUCAGAGGUAUAAGGUUUUGUUAUAAAAGUCUCAUGAUGGUACUUCAUUGUAGUUCCAUCUGCCUUGCUCAUUUAGCCCUAGCCUCACCCAUAUCGUUGGACAGCCCCUUUCCUUAAAGAAACAGACAAUUUAACUCUAAUAUACAGUGGUAC
This is a messenger RNA of Podarcis lilfordi (Lilford's wall lizard), 6694 nucleotides long. The record is from the annotation of a GenBank genome assembly. Lineage: Eukaryota; Metazoa; Chordata; Lepidosauria; Squamata; Lacertidae.